GUUGACAAUAAUUGACUUUUACUGUUUGGGCAGUAUAAAUAAAUGAAUCAUAAUAAUUGGAAAACAACUGACACUGACAGAUAAGGAUUAAUGAUUAAUGUUUUUUUCUCCACAGCAAAACAAUCAACUUGCAAGUGCUUCUAUGUAAUAUGUUAUAUGAACUUUCAGGGAACUUAAUAAGAUGGCUCUCAGAAAUAUUAUUUUGCUAAGUCAAAUCGCAGGAUACGUUGUAGCCUUUAUUUUAUCACUAUGUAUUGUUGUUCCAAUGAGUUUCCACCAAGAUGAAUUCAGGGGCCACUGUUUGCUAUUCUCAACAGGUGAAUGGCAAGAAUCAGAUGGUCAGCUAAAGGUGAAUUGGGCUUCGCAAGGUUAUUGUAACUAUACAAUCUUUGUUGGGGUGGUGUUAUGUUUGGUAUCUUUGAUUCAAAUAUACAGAUUGUCUGUAUUCUUACACAAGGGAACAGAUAGCAGUUUCCUUUCAGCCUUCAUAGAUGUACUAUCAGGAAUACUAUUAUGUGCAAUGACUAUUAUUGCUGCACUCAUGAUAACAUUAGGAUUUAUGACUUGGUGUCAAAAUAUAACUCAAAGAUUCUCUUCAUGUGAAUUAGCUGCUGGUCAGGAUAUUGAUAAGAAGGACGAAAUCAACACAACUCAUUUCUAUAUUGAACUAGGAACUGCUCAAUUUGGAGUUUGGGGUUCAUUUGCCGUAUGGGUUGGACUUUCAGUUUUUGCUCUCAUCAAACUCUGCCGCUAUCAUCAAAUAGAAAAUAUUAGGGUUUCAAUGUAUCGGGAAAGACAAAAGUUAAUCAAUGAAAAUGCAGAGUCUCCUGGUAGUUCCUUAGGAAGAGAAUCUAAUAUCAGUCAGUCAACUACAGCCGAAAUGGUAAAUUGAUUAAUCAGAACAGUCUUGAGAUAUCCCUCUCUAGUGAUAUAUACUAUUAUACAAAUCACAUUGUUCAUUCAUAGUACGUUUUAUCAUUUUAUAAAUUUCAAUUCUUAUUAGUAUGGCACUCUUUAGCCAGUUUUCCUAAAUAUUUUUGAAAAUAAAAAAAUUAAAUAACAGUUUGAUUCUACUAUAAUAUGUAGUAUUCAUAGUAUCUGGUUAUAAUAACCGAAGUAAAAUGUAGAAGUUGUUUAUCUCAUGGAUUAUGAUAGAUAUUUCCAUUCAUUGGAUCAACCUAAUCUUCUCAGAAAUUCGAGUAAAUGGCAUUGCACUGUAUAUUUGUGAGUAAUUUCUUACUGAUAAUUAAAUUUUUUGGCACUAAUAGUAAUACAUUUAAUAAAAAAUUGAUCAUUAUCUGUUGAUAGUUUAUUCCCAGUUGCUUACUCAUAAUGUGUGUAUUAUUAAUGAAACUUCUAAAAUUAAAUUACAAAUUAUCAUCCUAAAUUAGAAAUAUCUGAUUAUAUCCAGAUAUUAUUCUAGUGAAUAUUUAUUUGUGGGCUGGAUAACGGGACAAGUAUAAUUUCUUUUUUGAUGUUUAGGAAAAUUAGCUGAAUAGAAUAAAUUUCGAUUUUCAAUCAAUUGAUGAAGCCUAAUUAAGGAUAAUUUCUUGAAUUUUCCAAUGUGUAAUGAGUGAUAUUUCUGGAUUGUCAAAAUAUUCUCUCCGUAUUGCUUCAGUAAAUAACUAUUACUAAUUGUUAUAAUUUGAAUUGAUUCAUUGAUGAAUUCUUAGAUUGGUCAUUCAGGAUAACAGUUGUAUUUUUCACUGAUGACAUUCAUUAGUAAACAAAAGUUACACACAUUCGUAAUUUUGAUAUAUACCUACAGAUAUUUCAAUAACAACAUAUAAAAGGAGAGAAAAAAAGACUAGCCACUUGAAAUAUCUUGAGUAGCGUAUGUUUGAAAGUGAAAAAAAAAUAUUGUUGGAUCUUGAAAACAUAUUUUCCUGGAUUAAAAAAAUGAAACACCAAAGCGGACUUAGGCAUAACAUAAAACUACAUUUAUUAUUAUGUCAUAAUGAUUUUCAAAGUUUAUAAUAAAAUGUAUGUGAUAAAAACAUUAUAUUUUUAGUCCAAAUUGCUUGAUCAAUCUAAAACUAAAUCAUAAUUUUUGCAGUUUUAUUGCUGAAGCAAUAAUAAAUAUAUCACAAAAAUAAUGGUGUUCUAACUCUUAAAUCAUAAGAAAGCUUUAAAUAUUAUUCCAGUGAUGUAAUUUCUCUAAGUUAUUUGAAGAGCAUAUGAUACCUAUCUAUAAUUAUAUACUUGAUUGUAAUUUUUGAUUAAAAUAUACAUUGUAAUCAAAA
Harmonia axyridis is the source of this 2243-nucleotide messenger RNA. Its product is annotated as transmembrane protein 179. The coding region runs from base 182 to 892 and encodes 236 amino acids. The transcript has 4 exons. The record is from RefSeq and is a predicted model, not a curated record. Lineage: Eukaryota; Metazoa; Arthropoda; Insecta; Coleoptera; Coccinellidae.